Molecule: messenger RNA, 1716 nt
Organism: Microthlaspi erraticum
Lineage: Eukaryota; Viridiplantae; Streptophyta; Magnoliopsida; Brassicales; Brassicaceae
Source: the annotation of a GenBank genome assembly
AUGGUUGAGCUCGCCGAAAUCGAUCGCUCGGAGAACGAUGCCGCCGCCGCCGAGACCGGAGACUUCAUGAUCAAGCCGCAAAGCUUCACUCCAACAAUCGACACAUCCCACUGGCCAAUCCUCCUCAAAAACUACAACCUCCUCAACGUCCGUACCGGCCACUACACCCCAAUUUCCGCCGGCCACUCCCCCCUGAAACGCCCCCUCAUCGAUUACAUCAGGUACGGUGUAAUCAAUCUCGACAAACCAGCUAACCCUUCCUCUCACGAGGUCGUCGCCUGGAUCAAGCGAAUCCUCCGCGUCGAGAAAACCGGACACAGCGGCACCCUCGACCCGAAAGUCACCGGAAACCUAAUCGUCUGCAUCGACAGAGCCACUCGGCUCGUGAAAUCGCAGCAAGGCGCAGGUAAAGAGUACGUUUGCGUCGCUCGCCUCCACUCCGCCGUCCCCGAUGUCGCCAAAGUCGCUAGAGCUCUCGAAUCGCUAACCGGAGCCGUCUUCCAGAGACCUCCUCUGAUCUCCGCCGUCAAAAGGCAGCUUAGGAUUAGAACGAUUUACCAAAGCAAGCUCCUUGAGUACGAUGCGGAUAGGCAUUUGGUAGUUUUCUGGGUUUCUUGUGAGGCUGGGACUUACAUUAGGACUAUGUGUGUUCACUUGGGGUUGCUUUUAGGCGUUGGUGGCCAUAUGCAGGAGCUUAGGAGGGUUAGAUCUGGGAUUUUGGGAGAGAAUGAUAACAUGGUGACGAUGCACGAUGUCAUGGAUGCUCAAUGGAUGUAUGACAAUUACAAGGACGAGACUUAUUUGAGGAGAGUGAUUAUGCCUCUUGAGGUGAUCUUGACGAGCUACAAGAGGCUCGUGGUGAAGGACUCUGCUGUGAAUGCGAUCUGUUACGGUGCUAAGCUGAUGAUUCCUGGUUUGUUGAGGUUUGAGAAUGAUAUUGAUGUUGGCACUGAGGUUGUUUUGAUGACGACUAAAGGAGAGGCGAUUGCUGUUGGGAUUGCGGAGAUGACGACCUCGGUGAUGGCGACUUGUGACCAUGGUGUUGUGGCGAAGAUUAAGCGUGUGGUGAUGGAUAGGGAUACGUAUCCGAGAAAGUGGGGGUUGGGGCCGAGGGCUUCGAUGAAGAAGAAGCUGAUUGCUGAUGGGAAGUUGGAUAAGCUUGGGAGGCCUAAUGAGAAGACUCCUGUUGAGUGGAGUAGGAAUGUUGUUUUGCCUAGUGGUGGUGAUGCUAUGAUUGCUGGUGCUGCUGCUGAGCCGGAGAAGGUUGAAGGGGAAGGGAAGAAGAGGAAGCAUGAGGAUGGUGGGAGUGAGAGUCCGGUUGCUGUUUCGACGAAGAAGGCUAAGAUUAAGGAUGGUGAGGUUGAGGAGAAGGUGAAGUCUUCGAAGAAGAAGAAGGAUAAGGGAGAGGAGAAGGAAGAGGAUGUUGUGUCUGAGAAGAAGGAGAAGAAGAAGAAGAAGAAGGAGGAGGAGAAGGAAGAGGUGGCUUCACCGAAGUCUGAGAAGUCAGAGAAGAAGAAGAAGAAGAAGAAGAGCAAGGAGACUGAGGAUGGUGAGGAUGAGUCGGCUGUUGAGAAGAGUGAGAAGAAGAAGAAGAAGAAGAGUAAGGAGACUGAGGAAGCUGCUGUUGAUGGGGAAGAGGAAUCGAAGAGUGAGAAGAAGAAGAAAAAGAAGGAGAAGAAAAAGAAGAGCAAAGACAGUGAGGAUGAUGAAGAAUGA